Messenger RNA from Nematostella vectensis (starlet sea anemone), 6472 nucleotides. RefSeq names its product delta-like protein 1. Gene Ontology annotation, molecular function: calcium ion binding. Gene Ontology annotation, cellular component: protein-containing complex; plasma membrane. The transcript has 14 exons. The record is from RefSeq and is a predicted model, not a curated record. The coding region runs from base 2838 to 4679 and encodes 613 amino acids. NCBI's taxonomy places the organism in Eukaryota, Metazoa, Cnidaria, Anthozoa, Actiniaria, Edwardsiidae. Gene Ontology annotation, biological process: multicellular organism development; heterophilic cell-cell adhesion; establishment or maintenance of epithelial cell apical/basal polarity.
AAAACACGAGUCUACUCGACAAUUGCGCCGUCGAGUAAACAGCGAUUUGGGUUUGAAUUUUGUCGAUUGGGUAGGAACCCAUCAUCACGUGUUACCUUUGAAAGCGUGACAGCUGCGGUUCCUUGGUGGCAAGUGACGUAAUCGACAUUCAUCAAGUUGUGCGACCGGGGAGGUUUUUGUCACUGGGGAUACUCGUUUGGUGUGAGACAAGCAAGCGAAGUCAGCAGCUAGAGCAAAUGGUGAGUUUGUAACUCCAAUAUUUGUAGGUAAGUUAUUUGUAGAUGCUGAAUAUCUCCUGCCAACGUUUGUAUUAAUGACUUUUAGUCGAGCAUUAUUUUCACUCGAUUUCCAAAAGGUGGAAACGGUAAAAAUUGAUGAAAAAAUAAACAGUUAAAUGGCGGUAAGAUAAAAAAAAGAAUUGGUAAAAAUCUUUGAUGAUAUAAAAAGAGGAACCUCUAUUAAAGUGUACCGCACUUUUGUCAGCAAAAAAAAAUUAAAUUUAAAACUCAAAAUUUCAAGUUAUAUUCAUUUACUAUCAAUGUUCAUAUUGAUACAUCGCCUAUUCCACUGAGGUAGUCUGCAAGAGCUUCAGGCUAUACAUGUCUCAGCAAAUUUCAGUUUAAUGUUCUUGCUUAAACCGUAUUGAAAAAAAUUAGUUUUCUUAGAAAUCUCUGCUUGGAACUUGAAGCACAUCUCCCAUGACGUAGACGUGAGACGGGGGUCGAGUACAUUUAAAGUAAAACUUUUCGAAGAACAAAUAAUCCCAAACAUAUUAAAAAUAUUAUUUCCGUGUUUCGUGAUAAAAGUUUUUCUGAAAACCCGUCUAGCUUUUGAAGUGGAGAUCUACUAUUGAUUCACUUGUCACUUUAACAGACACUACAUUUUUCACCCUGAAUAUCUGUCUUGUCUUUAGUUUGGUAAGACGCGGUCACCUCGCAUUUUUGUCGAAUUUGUGUUCAGGUUUUGACAGAUGACAAUGUGUUGUAGCUCUCCUGACACGAGUGUGGUUUUAAAAAUCUUCUCACCCCAUCUUACAUGGGCAAAACAUCUACUUUUUGGCCCGUCAUUCCAUCUCAUGCUAAUUUUCAAAAGUCAUUUGUAUGAAUUGUGUCUAGCAAGUGAAUCUUAAAGGGAGGGACUGCACUACCUUUACAAAUUGUAAAUGUCAAACGACGCCAUGUUCGUCCCUGACACUCAAGUGAAGUUUUUGUUGAAAAGUUUAAAGCAACCCCUUCAAAGAACGAAGAUUGCAUUUUUUUUAUGCCAGUGACAAGGUUUGAUAAAUUACAAGGGAGACUAUAGGGGCGUAUUUUAGUGUUGCCUCUGGCACGAAACAGCUUUUAGGUCUUCUAUAUCUACUUAUAAGUAAAAAGCGAGCUAUAUGUAUCUUGUUAGAAAUAACAUAUAUUUUUUUAAAUCGAAACUCAAUUCUUUGUGUUUUUGGUUGAUAUCAUUGUGGCCCUGGGGGCCAAAACGCCGCACUUCACCCACUUGCACUGCCAUGUAGGUUAAACAAGGGAACUAGUUUCCAUGAUAAAAAAAGAAAGCUGCUAAAAAAAAGAAAGCUGCUAAAACAUUUUUACCGCUCUUUUUAAACACAUGUAUCGUUGUUUUCCACGUAACGUGAAUGAUAGACGAGUAAUGACGCUGUGUAACGUUGGUGAUCAAUUAAAGAGAUGAGUGGUUGGGGUUUUCCGGGAGGGGGUUCUUUAUUUGUCACAUGUGUAAGCUAUAUUUUAAAUGGGAGGUUAGCUAAAAAAAAGCCAUUAAGACUGGCAACUGUUUUUAUUAGUCACAGCAAAAUGAAAAAAAAAACACAGAACAAAAGAUAUUUGAUUGUCUAUUAGUUAAUGUGGCCUAGUUUUGCAGAGUCCUAUAAAUGCAAGUCAUUUUAGAGUUAUUGAAAUAAUUAGAAUAAGGUAGAUGGGGCAAAAUAGAAUAAAGAGACGUUUUGAAUGUGCGCUGAAAACACUUAGACGCAAUUGGGGUUGCUUUACUUUAGACUUUGUAGAUUUUAGUAAUUAGAUAAGAAACGAUAAAUGCGAUUCACGUAAGAAGCUAUGAUCUGCAAUUAUGUUACUAGUACAAUGGAGUUGAUUUACAGGUCAUCCUUAGCCUUAUGCUUUACUUUGAGCCGGCAUGUAGUUGACAUACCCAUUUUUCAUUCUGUCUUGCAAUAAAUACACUUCAUAUUAACCCAGAUAUUCUUCCUUUAAAUCGAUACAUGUUGCUACGUAGAGACUAUUACCAUAACUGGCGGCGCGAACGUUCAUAUUCAAAAACACCAUUAAUUAUUAAUCCCGAUUGCGAUGUUAUUUGUCUGUUUGCCAAUUUCUUUACAACCGGCAAACGUGGAUGAGUAUCGACGAAUGUGCAUCGCUAAAAACCUGGCAGCCCUUUCUCCGUUAAGCAAAGCGUCCGUUGUAACUUUUUGAGUCACUGUUGAAGGGAGAGAGUUGUUGGAGGGCUAUUCCCCACACUUGUAACUUCUCGUGAGAUAGCCUCCAUACUUGAGAGUUCUUGUCAACCUGUCAGCAGUGUCAAGUAAGCCGUGGCGAUAUACUGCCUUCGACUUGUGCCAAAACUCGCCCAGUCAUGACAGACGAAGGAAUACUAUACCAUAGACGAGAAUUCUAAGACACUUCUGCGAUUUUUGGAUAAGUGCGCUUGGCAUAGACAUGGGCUGAUCGCUUCCGCGUCGUUUUGAAACGUAUUUCUACCAUUUAAAGAGUCACAAAGAAAAUAAAAGGCUAUACAGAUGCGUUACUGUGUAACAUCGUCUAGGAGGAUCGGCAUAACACUCUCUGCGAAAGUCCCUCGGCGUCGGCUAUAGGCUAAUGCAGCUACUACCACUCCAGCCAUCACGUCCCCAUGUCUCAGCAUCUGGCCGAUUGCUACAGUCUUUCCUGACGCUUACACUGGUUUUCAUACUUUUUCCACCGCAUGUCGCCGGGCAAGGCGUGUUCGAGGUAAAACUGCGUCGAGUGUGGAAUCCGGGCGGGCGUAACUUCACUCGUCAGUGCUGCAGUGGGAUGGAAGUGGACGGAAAGUGCGCCCUACCGUGCCGGACAUACGUCCGGGCCUGCUUAAGGCAGUACAGCCCCGGACACCCGACCGACUGCACUUUUGGGAACAUGCUCACCUCUGAACUCGGACAGGACUCAUUCACUGCACCACGCGACCAUGUCAUCCGGUUUGACAUAGCGUCUAGCUGGCCGGGCUCAUUCUCGAUGAUUGUAGAACUGCGCUCUUUAGAACCCGGUGGUUUGAUAGCGCGGACGGAAAUAAGAAGGGAAACUUUUUUUCCUGGAAAACUUUGGGCAAACACAAGCCACAUAGGUGUGUCAUCGAACUUUAGCUUGUCAUUCCGUAUGGUCUGCAAUCCCAACCAGUACGGUGAUUCCUGCUCGAAGUUUUGCGAACCACGUGAUGAUAAAUUUGGUCACAUGACGUGUGACGCGAACGGAACGCAUGUCUGCUUACCAGGCUGGCAGGGACUUCCUUACUGCACAACUCCUGUUUGUAGUAAAAGCUGCAGACCAAAUGGAAACUGCGUCAGCCCAGAUAGAUGCAGUUGCCAAGGUGGCUGGACAGGUCCCCAGUGUAAUCAGUGCGUGCCCCACCCGGCCUGCGUGCACGGGACGUGUAACAAGCCUUUUGAUUGCAUCUGUACGCCUGGAUGGGGAAGCUUGUACUGCGACUUGGAAUUGGACUACUGUGGUCGCAACAAUCCUUGUAUAAAUGGUGCAUCGUGCAAAAACACAAAUCCAGGACAGUACAAGUGCAUCUGUAAGCCAGGAUACACCGGCAUCAACUGUCAACAUGAAUUAAAUGAAUGUGAUAGUAGUCCUUGCCAAAACGGGGGGAUGUGCAAGGAUCUCUUCAAUGACUUUAACUGUACCUGUCCAACCGGUUUUACCGGAAAGAAAUGCGAACAUAAUAUCGGCGAUUGCUUUGAUGGCGCGUGUCAAAAUGGCGGCACAUGUGUGGACGGCGUCAAUCGGUACACCUGCUCCUGUCCAGCGGGGUUCUCAGGUCGAGCAUGUGAAUUUGCUGUUGAUAAAACGACUGGAAGACCGACUACAACAACAGAUGGAAAUUCUACCUCAGUUGGAACCGGUGAACAUGGGUCUAGCUCAAGUUGGGAUGAGAAUAAGACGCUAAUAUUACCGAUAGUUCUGUGCGGUGCGGCUGUAUUGUGUGUUAUUGCGGGUAUUCUUGUGUGGAAAACUUGUCGAAAGCGGCCGUUCUGUUGCUUCGCGUCUAGUGCGAAAGGUGAUCCUCAGGAAUCGAACACUCGCACGGAAAUCAGACCGGUUGAUCCGGCUGUCAAACAAGUUGAUCUAGAUAUGGACCCAAAGAGACUUAACGAGACGGACCUCAAACACUGCGGGGCUGGAGGGACCAAAUCCCGGAAAAAUCCGGACAUUAUUAUUAAUUUCGUGCCUUCGCACGCCAAGAAGAAUGUAAAUAGCAGACUAGACUGUCAAACUGUUGGAAGAAAACUUCCUCCAGAGAGGGGAAAGGGGAAGGAAAUUCCAGAUUCUCCUAAAGCUGAAACUUCAAGGGCGUCCAUGGAGUUGUCCGAGAUAGUACCAGAGCAAGAUUUGGGGGAACUUUUCCUACCAAACCGCUGUUUUGAUUACGGUUACUGGCAAGAAGUGGAAGUGGAAAUAUAAGUUAAUUAAAUUAAGGUUUCUGAAGCCUACAAAUAAAAACUCGACAAGCUGAUGUCGUGUGACCUUAUCACGUGAUCAGACGCGCACAUGUUGCUCAAAGCAUUAUGAGAAACAGAAAUGCAAAACCUGACUUACAGGUUAAGUCACGUGGCUGGCCAGUUCAUAGUGUGAAAAUUUCGCUCGAGAUCGCUGACAAGUCGUAACUGUCUCGUGAGUCACGAGAUUCAAAGGCGAGACCUAGGGGACCAGGCCGCCUGGAAAGGAGAAUCCACAGCAACCCCGCAUUUGGUGAUGGAACUUGUAAAUAGAACACUGUUAUAAUAUGAAUUAGGACAUGCGGACUUGAGGUUGUUUGUGACGGAAAUAAUUUUUAAUGGCAGAAGUCGUACAGGUACAUUGUAACAUAAUUUUCGAGAUGGUAAAUAGUACAAGUUGUAUUGAAUUAGUGGUGAACUUUUACGGAUGCAUGUCCGACGUAGAAUUUGUCCCGCUAAUUUUCAGACGUUCAUAUCGUGCCGUGUUCCACGUGGGUCACGUAACCCCCUGGCCGACUCACUGCGCAUGGGUAGUGUGCGGAAAAAUGUUUGCACAAAAACCGUUCACAUCGGGAAAUGUUCUAGGAAUCGUCAAUCGUGGUUGCACAUUGUAUAAGUAGACAUCAUCCGUUGGCUAUAUUCAAAUGGUAUGUCUGUGGUUGAAUGCGACAUUAGCUAGACGGGAGACUGGGUCCGACACUCACUUUUUAUGUCGCUCCCGUUGCCUUAUUUGGAUGUCUUUCUCUCCAGCACGACCCAUCUGGGCGCCCAGUCUCCCGCGUCAACACAUUCUCAGCAUGCAUAGCGUUAUCAUAUCCCAUGAUGCCAUACACAGGAUUCCGGUUUUAAGUGUAUUUACCCUUUUGGUUACCAAGGCUUCGUAUCUGGAGUAAGAGUAAGGCCUUAUGGCCGCAUUAUAAAGCUGCCCUCGCAUCUGAUUGGUUAAUUCCCCUUGUUUACUUUGAUUCCCGUGUGUAUAAAAAUCCCGGAUAGAAAUAAUUUUUAAUUUUAAUGCUACCCCAAAUUCAUCAGACAUUAUUACAUAUUUUUUCUUAGAUUAUUCUUGAAAGAAAUGAGAAACCCUGAUUUUUUGGCAAUUUUAAGCUCGUCACUAAUCUGCAUUUUUUUUUCCUCUGGUUCUUUAUUCUUCGGCAUGGCACCAUAUCUAUUCUGUAUUGAGAAAGAGCGAAAGGAAAAGUACGCUUUUGUUUGUUGCCUUUCUUUGAUGGUUUUGUUAAUGUUGUUUAUACCAGUUGGGAAUCUUUUAAGUCGGAGUUGCAGUGAGACCUUUCUACAGUGAGCUUUCCUCUUGGUAAAGUAAAGUUUGGAUCUUGUAAGGACGCUUUCUAAACUUUUGAUAAAUUUGAAAUUCUAAUAUUUCUCAGCAUUUCUGUGUUUUUUGACUUAGCGUUCUAGCAAAAAGUGCACUGCUCAAAAAAGUAUUUUCGGAAUUCAAACUUUACUUAAACAGUAGAGAUGGGCACCCUGUGGUCACUUCACCAUGGCACAACUGCGUGGUUAAAAUUUUUAUUCUCAGGUUUGACUGCGACCCAGUCUCUUUCCGUCCUCAAUGCUUCACUAAAUUAACUCGCGCAUGCGUAUAGACUUAACCGAUGUGGAUUUUAUAGAUAUAUAUUUUUGUAAAAUUUUCUACUGUGAACGGUUUUGUAGAACUGCCAAUUGAUGUCGUUACAAAGAUAAUUUAAUAUAUAUUAUAUAUGAUAUAUAGUAUAGAGAACAAUAAACGUCUUGCACUUA